CUCCUCUACAAAUGUUAUGAAACCAUAAACUUCUGUCUGGUCUGCAUAGGCUUUAUCGCCGUUUAGUUUCACACAUAUCAGCUGCAAAGGACACGGUGAGCGUUUUCAUGAUUUGACAACAUGGGGCUGAUCCUGUCAGGAUAUCUGUCAACCAAGGAGGACCCUACUACAUCUCUGUCCUGUGUCACUGUUGCACUGUGUCUUUUUACCCUGUUACUAAUGGCCAUCAGGGUAAAACAGAGCCACAGACUUUUCUUUCCCUACCACCGCGACUCCAACUUGGACCAUAGAAAGUUCCCCGCUCCUCCAGGCCCCAAACCCUGGCCCCUUGUGGGCAAUCUUCUCCAGAUGGGGGACCAGAUGCAUCUCUCACUAACUCGCCUGGGUCUGCAGUACGGUGAUAUUUUCCAGAUGCGUUUUGGCUCUUUAACAGUGGUCAUCCUUAGUGGGUACACCACCAUCAGGCAGGCACUGGUUCGUCAGGGGGAAGAUUUUGCUGGACGACCUGAACUGUUCACUUUUUCCGCCAUAGCCGAUGGGAACAGCAUGACCUUCAGUGAGAAGUAUGGACCUGCAUGGCUACUUCAUAAGAAGCUGUGCAAAAAUGCCCUCAGGUCCUUCUCCUAUGCUGAACCGAGGGGAUCGGGGGCCACCUGCCUACUGGAGGAGCAGGUUUGCGCUGAGGCUGCUGAGAUGGUGGGGGUGAUUCGGGAACAAGCUGCUAAGAACUGUGAGAUGACGGGUAUAGAUCCAGCAAUAUCCUUAGUAACCUCUGUGGCAAAUGUUGUAUGUGCCCUGUGUUUUGGAAGAAGGUAUGACCACAAUGACAAAGAGUUUCUCACCAUUGUGAACAUCAACAACGAGGUCCUAAAACUCUUCGCAGCGGGGACCUUGGCUGACUUCUUCCCAGUGUUUCGGUACUUUCCUAAUCCUUCUCUGAGAAAAAUGGUGCAGUACAUUCACAGAAUGAAUGGAUUUAUGGAGCAAAAAAUUGAGGAACACAUCAACACCUUUGAUAAGAAUUGCAUCCGGGACAUCACAGAUGCUCUGAUCGCACUUUGUGAAGACAGAGAAGAAAACAGGGACACAUCUCUGCUUACUAACUCUCAGGUCAUCCACACCGUCAUAGACAUCUUUGGUGCAGGUUUUGACACCAUCAUCGCUGGGUUACAGUGGAGCCUGUUGUACCUCAUCAAAUUUUCCAACAUCCAGGACAAAAUACAGCAGGAGAUAGAUGAACACAUUGGCUCAGCCAGACUUCCCCAGUUUUCAGAUAAGCCCAACAUGCCCUUCACUGAAGCGUUCAUAUAUGAGGUGUUUCGUCACUCUUCUUAUGUUCCUUUCACCAUCCCUCACUGCACCACAAGAGAUACCAUCCUAAAUGGAUAUUUCAUCCCAAAGGACACAUGUGUCUUCAUUAACCAGUAUCAAGUCAAUCAUGAUGUGCAUCUUUGGGGUAAUCCGGAGGAAUUUCAGCCACACCGCUUCCUGGGCGUGUCUGGACAAUUGAACAAGGAGCUGACAGAGAAGGUUCUGAUCUUUGGGUUGGGGAAGAGGCAUUGUCUUGGGGAUGGAUUCGCCCGUUUGGAGAUGUUUGUGUUUCUCACCACGUUACUCCAUGCUUUGCGGAUUGAAAAGGUUCCUGGACAGGAGCUUGAUCUCAGUGCAGACUUUAGUCUGACUAUGAAACCACAUCCAUACAGGAUUUCAGUCUCUGACAGAUUUUAGACUGUCUGAAAACCACAAGUCCACAAAGAUGGUAGAUCUUUUAUUACUGUUCACAGACUGGAGUUUCUGUGCUGGUAAAAUAGUGCAGCUGUAUUAAACACACUAUUUUUCUAGAUGUUCAAGUCAGGAAAACUGCAUUGGUGUACUUUGAAAACAGUGGCGAUUGCUCUAAGACUGCAAGGGAAGCUCAGCUUCCACUAAAAUGUCAAAAAAUAAGUGAUCAAAUAUAUACUGUUGUGUGUACAUGUCAUUGACUAAAUAUGCGCUACAACGCGCUCAA
Messenger RNA from Girardinichthys multiradiatus, 2008 nucleotides. Its product is annotated as cytochrome P450 1A1. Gene Ontology annotation, biological process: progesterone metabolic process; hormone biosynthetic process. The record is from RefSeq and is a predicted model, not a curated record. The transcript has 8 exons. Gene Ontology annotation, molecular function: oxidoreductase activity, acting on paired donors, with incorporation or reduction of molecular oxygen, reduced flavin or flavoprotein as one donor, and incorporation of one atom of oxygen; steroid 17-alpha-monooxygenase activity; heme binding. Lineage: Eukaryota; Metazoa; Chordata; Actinopteri; Cyprinodontiformes; Goodeidae. The coding region runs from base 121 to 1728 and encodes 535 amino acids.